AUGUUGGGAGGAGGACCUAGUGAACUCACUGCACAAGAAUUUAACAAAAAGAUAAUUAAUGAAGUACUCAAAGGAAAGAAAAAGGAGGAAGGCUCAGCUGAAGAUCAAAAGAUCCUCGAUCAGCUACCUCAAUGCCCUUUACAUCCAAUCAAGAUGUCGAAUCUAAAAUGUAGGAAAUGAAAGAAGAUCAAAGCUCAGUUUGAUAGGUUGAAAGGAAAUGAUCCUGAUGAAGAUUAUUACUCAGGGAAGCCAAAGCAGAUUGAUCUUGACCAAAUUGCAGAGGAAUGGCUCAAAUCAAAUGAGUCGGAAGGACUUCCAAUCCAUGGAGAUCCUUCAAAAGGAAAUAUAAACGAUCUUUUAAGGGCGAAUAUCAUGAGAUGACAGUAUUUUAAAAUCGACUUGUAUGAGCUCAAGACCUAUCAUGAGGUCAUGAACGAGAUUGAUAUCCAUGUAGGAUAUGUUGAGCCAUGGACCAUCGGAACUCACGGAGUUCCAUCAACUCUUUUCUGAUGUCUUUACAAAUUGAUGUUAAUGAGGUUAACUUUGAAGCAAAUAUUUGGAUUAAUAAAAGAAGGAAAUGCAUUUUCCAGAUGCUGUGGAUUUUUGUACAUCAGAUAUCUUUGUAAGCCAGAACUUUUGUGGCACUUUUUGUCUCCAUUUAUGCUUGAUGAGCAAAAAUUUGUUCCUACACCAGCUACUGGUGAAGAAAUAACCAUAGGCGAGUACGUAGAGAAGCUACUAACAGAGCAGAAUUACUAUACAACUAUACUUCCAAGGAUUCCCGCUCUGAUUGAUAAGGAAAUCCAGAAGAGAAUCUUGCUAAUUCCAGAUAAAAGGAUGAGGAAGAGGGAAAAUUUGGAUCAUAUAAACGAAUUUGUUCCAGAUAAUCCUAUAUACUUUCUGGACAACACAAAAGGUGAGUGGGUUAAAGCCAUAUGCUCUGAAGUUCUACCUGAGGGGGUAAAAGUACUCUACAAGACAGAUUCAGGUGAAGACACUAUCAAGGCCGUUGACUUCUCCGAAGUCCUUCCUUGUUAUGAUGAGGAAAGUGAAGAUGACCACUAUAGUUCCGAUCGGUCUUAUGAUAGAGAUAAGGACCGGGAGAGAAGACAUCGCAAGAAGAGUAAGAAAUCUAGGAAGAGAUCUCGUUCAAGAGACCGUGACAGGUCAGACUCUAAUGGUAGAAGAAGAAAGAGACACAGAGAGGACAAGCAUUCUAGAAGUUAUAGGAAGAGAGAUAGGAAAAUUGAUUUGAAGGAAUUAGAAGAAGAGGUUAGACAAAGAAGAAUGAAUCAAGCUAGUAGCUCUACUAGGGCUGGUUAUAGUAAGAAAGCAACUUCUUAUAAGACAACCAUGUCACUUGCAAUGCCUGUGGGUAUUAAGAAUAGGAAUUCAAGAAGUCCUACUCCUGAAAGAGAGUUUGUAGAAAUUGAGAACAAAGCUAAAAAUAGAAAGACUGAGAAGAUACUUACGAUUGACGAGGAUGAGAUCGAGAGACAGAACAAGCAACAGAAUGAAAGACUUGAGAGACUUAAGAAAUUAUAUCAGAAUUAA
This is a messenger RNA of Moneuplotes crassus, 1554 nucleotides long. The record is from the annotation of a GenBank genome assembly. NCBI's taxonomy places the organism in Eukaryota, Ciliophora, Spirotrichea, Euplotida, Euplotidae.